Cyclospora cayetanensis is the source of this 3054-nucleotide messenger RNA. RefSeq names its product AF4/FMR2 family member 4. The record is from RefSeq and is a predicted model, not a curated record. Lineage: Eukaryota; Apicomplexa; Conoidasida; Eucoccidiorida; Eimeriidae.
GCCCUUAGCGCUUUAAUUGCUGAAAGGAAGCAAGCGUCUGCGCUUGCUGCUGAAGCAGUUUCUGUAGCAGCGCUUGUUUCUGCGUCUGCCGAUUCGGCGAAAAAAGAUGCGGCAGCUCCAACUGCCACAGUUCCCACAGCAGCGGGAGCAGCAGCAACUGCUGCCCACUCUACGCUUCUUGCCGCAGAGAAGGCCAGAGGCGUUUUUACAGCUUCGUCGCGCUCUCCUACUGGCGCGUGUGGAGAUGUAGGAGCAGAAGAGCAUACGCAUUCGAGGAGUGCACUCGCACCAGCACCCCCAGCACAAGCGACAGCUGGCACUGGGGAGGAGGCUUCUGCUGCAGACAGCGUAUCUCCUUCGGAGGUGUCUCCCAGCAAGCCAAGCAUCCAGCAAGUGCCGCGAACGGAUGGCGCUUGCAGAAAGGAGGGGGGGAAAAGCGCAGCGCAGCAGACACUUCCCGAAGAGCAAACGCAUCUCAAGCAGCGGCAGAAGCGCAGCUGCGUGAGGCGCAGUGCCUCAUCCCCCUUCAACUUCACCCCCUUUCCUCUGAGCACGCGUCUGCUCAAGCCCUCGCGUUCUCCAUCGCCUUCCCACAGCUGCACUGGCAGCAGCAGCUGCCGCAGCAGCAGCCGCUCGGUGGGGGAAGACACAGAGACUUCGCUGACUGCAACUGCAGCAGCUGCACAAGUGGCUCACGAGUCGGCAAUCGAUACAAAAGCAAGAAGAGCAGUGCAGUCUGUAGGGAUGUUGCAGCAGUUUGGGGGGGAAGAAGCAGCCGCCGAAGGACUGAAAAGCGUUGGAGUCAGCUCUGAGGAGCUCAGCCAGCAGGUGUCUGCACCAGGCAGAGCUUCUUUGAGCGUCUGCACGUAUGCCAGCAGCACCAGCGACAGGAGUAGUCUCUCCAGCAGUGUGCCUUUCAGCCCUCGAAACAAUUUUAACUUCUCAAGCGCAAGGCAGCAGCCACAUCAGCUGCUGCCACUGCUCUCGCUCGAAGACGAGAACCUCUUAGAGGGCAGCAUAGCCUACGAGGCUGCAAGACAGACGCUGAAGCGGGCAGCAGCAGCUGCUUGCUGCGAGGGAGUUUCUUCGCCUGCAGCGGUAACGGAUGCAGCCGCUGAAGCUCUGCUGCAGCACAUGCAGCAGCAGCUGCUGCAGCAUCAUUGCCGCUUGCGGCGUUUGACUCCCCACGGCUCAGGUGUCUUGGAUCCGCUCACCAGCCCCCAAAGCAACGCUUCCUCUGAGGUGUCUGUACACCGCAGCGGCAGCAGCGACGGGAAGCACGAUCCCCUGCUUUCGCAGCUGCGGCAGGCUCUGGAGGAAGCAGCCGAAACGUGCUCUCGGUUGCUUCCUUCUCCACAGGAGAAUGAGGCGCAAAAGCAGCAGCAGCAGCAGCACGAGGUGAACCCCCUGAGUCUAUCAGAGUGCGCGGGGAGACGACGCGCCGAGACGUCGGCAGCAGCAGCAGCAGAGGCGCUGCUGCUGCAGCGCAACAAGAUCUGUGAGCUGCAGCAGAGACUGGCUCUUCUCACUGCGUCUAUGGAAACAAGUCCUUUACAGCUCGCUACAGCAGCAGCAAGAACCACUCCCGCGGCUGCAAGCACAACAAAGCCUGCUCCGAGAGCAGUGGUGUCUCUUGCAGACUGCAUGCGGUCUCUUACGCUGCAGCAGGAGUCUUUGGAGAGGCUUCGCGACAGCGCCUUUCCAGCACGGAGAGAGCAGCAGCAGCAGCACGAUGUCGAUUCUUUACUGGCAGAAGUGCUGCAGGGUAGCGACCACGCGCCGCAUGCAUGCAGCCCACUGCUGUCUGAACUCGAUUCUAUGCCAGGAGCAACGCCUUCUGACUGCGCAACGCUAGCAGUCGCAACUACCAACACAAUCGCCACACCAACUGCUGCUUUCGACUGCCCUGUUCUACCCUCCACCUCAGAAAGCCUCUCCCCCAGAGACCAACAAGAGCACCAGCAGCACCAACAAGAGCAGCAGCACCAACAAAAGCAGCACCAACAAAAGCAGCAUUCGCCACGCAUAAAUACAGCAGCAAGCUGCCGCUGUGGGCGUGAGAUGUUAGUGGAGCCACAAGGGCAGCAACCUCCGUGGCGUGGAUACCCCUCCAGCAGCGUUAGCAGCAACAAGAUCGGUUUUUUGUUUCCUUCGCGGCGAGAGACUACUCAGGGGAAUCUUCUUCUUGCAGAGGAGCUGUCUGUCUCUCAAGGCGAGACUCCGAAGGCAGCGCAAAUGGAGGCUGCCGCUUUUGAAGCGGAAGCUCUCCAGCACAGCUCAAUAGGCGACAGCGUUCAGCAGCAGCAGCAGCAAGUUCAGCAGCAUCACCAAGAGCAGCAGCAGCAGCUGCUACUUCUGUCGCCGCCGCUGCUUCAUAGGCCUUACCAAGCCUGCGGAAGCGAGCAGCACAAGCCCAAGCGGAGAGGCUGUGCAGCUGAUUCGAAUUACCGGCAGCACAGCAGCAGCAGCUGCUGCAUGAGCAGCAGCAGCAGCAGCUCGGGAGCCUCUCUACCAGCCUUCAAUGCACUGUCCUUUAGCGUACCCCCCCUGCAUUCGGCUGUAGCGACACCCUGCAGCACGCUAUCCUCUCCCGCCUCCUCGCGAGCCGUGAGCACCGAUACACAGCAGCAGCAACAGCAGCAAGUGCUGCUGCUUCAGCAGCAGCUGAGGAGGCAGCUGGCGAGCCGCUCUGCUUCUCUACCAGCCCUUCCAAGGGUCCGUGAGUGGUUCUUAGGCUCGCGGCAGCCUCAUCCCUUGCUCUCCGGAGGAGCAGCGGCUGCUGCAUCGCCCUCGCAGCGUCUGGAGGAGCAGCAGCAUCCGCUAUCGCAUGCAUGCAGAGGCAUGCAACGGCUGCGCUCCUUGCCAGUCAUCAGCAGCAGCGAUUCCGAGCAGAAGAAGAGGCCAGCGGCGGCUGCUGCUGCUGCAACAGCAGUGAAGGAUACGCAGCCAGCGCAGUAUCUGCCGAGAAAAGUCUCUGCAAGACACUCGCCUGCACCGCUGUUAGCGCCCAAAGGCGCAGCCGUCGCUGCCUCCUGGCUAUUGAGUCCAUCCUAA